This is a messenger RNA of Caenorhabditis elegans, 1115 nucleotides long. It is a transcript of the gene sre-41, whose product is annotated as Serpentine Receptor, class E (Epsilon). Bases 14 to 1096 code for a protein of 360 amino acids. Gene Ontology annotation, cellular component: membrane. The record is from RefSeq and is marked reviewed. The transcript is spliced from 4 exons. Lineage: Eukaryota; Metazoa; Nematoda; Chromadorea; Rhabditida; Rhabditidae. Gene Ontology annotation, biological process: sensory perception of chemical stimulus.
GAGAACAUAUAAUAUGAUCAUAGCAUUUUUAAACUCUACAGAAACUCUAUGGAUUCCAGUUUUCUCUUUAAACGACAGAGUUUACGAGUCCCCAAUUUACCCUUUUUUCGCAGCAAUCCAAAUUCUCAUUUACUGCUCCACGGCAUAUAUUAUUGUAAGAACUUGCAAAAUCAUCACAAAAAUUCGACUUUUCCACGAGAACAAGAACAUUUUAAUGGCGUUCUUUUUGUGCCAAUGGUUUGAGGCGAUUCUCGCCAAAAUUCUUAUACUUCCCUAUCAAAUUGGCUUAAUUCAAAUCGGAAAUUCACCCGGAAAAUCAUAUUUUUCCUGGUGGAGCAGCGGACGAAAUGAUAUGGUUUUGGUGGAGAGCACUGAUGAUAUAAGGGUAUUGUACAUAGCAUGCUAUGUUUACAGACAUUAUAUGUUUUCCAUGUUUUUUGGAAUUAUGGCUAUUGGUGUGGAAAGAGCAUGUGCGACGUUUUAUAUUCACGACUACGAGCACGUACGCCGUCGCCAUAUCCCAGUAAUCCUUAUCAUACUAGUUAAUAUUAUUACAAUUCCAUAUGUCUAUUUUGUGAUCCAUAACCGGAUACCAUUCCUCGUAGUUUAUGGUCAAUGGGCGGUUUGCAUUGUGUUAUCCACGUCAGCCUACGCUACAAUUCUUCGAAUCAAUUUCGUGUUCCGAAAUCAGAUGCGGAAGAAUAUAACCGACCAUGAAAAAUAUUCAUUGGCGAGAAAGUUUCAAGUUGAGGAGAAUAUUCGAAGCUUGAAGCUCGCCAAGUACACAGUUCUCGUGGGCUCCGUGCACAUUUCCCUAACUCUCCUCGUGUUCACCUGCCUCAUGCUCGGAUUCUUCGAAAGACUUCAAGUGUUCUUCGUUCACAUACUAGAGAAUCUCAUCUUAUUACCAGCCUUAGUAAUGGCAGUUGCUCUUUUAUGUUGCUCGGUGGCUUGGCGACACGAGUUCAUGCAAAAGUUGCCGGUAUUGGGGAAACAUAUUAGUGGGACAUCGAGAAUUGGGAUUUCGGAGUCUAGGAGAUCAGUUGUUUUGGAAUCUGAAGUGUAUUUCCAGCAAUUGAGAAGCUCGUGGAACUGAAAUUUGUUGUCAUAGCUGA